Molecule: messenger RNA, 1620 nt
Organism: Nerophis lumbriciformis (worm pipefish)
Lineage: Eukaryota; Metazoa; Chordata; Actinopteri; Syngnathiformes; Syngnathidae
Gene: kat8
Product: K(lysine) acetyltransferase 8
Biological process (GO): regulation of DNA-templated transcription
Cellular component (GO): MSL complex; NSL complex; NuA4 histone acetyltransferase complex
Molecular function (GO): histone H4K16 acetyltransferase activity
Source: RefSeq, a predicted model, not a curated record
UGUCCGCCAUAUUGGCGCUUUGUUGUGAAGGCGGGCGUGCGCGUUUGUUUUGAAGCGUAGUGCGCGGACGGCUGGCGGGAACGUAACCCGGCAAAGACGGGUUCAGAACCGGCCAUGGACGCGGAUCUGGACCCGACUCAGGCGGACAACGAUGGCGGAGAUCUGGACGCUCGCAUUCCGACUGCGUGCUCGUCGAACGGCAGCGGCGGAGAGGACGACGAGGCUGAGGCUCACGUUCGAGAAGCGGGAGGCUCCGUUAGUCAGCUCACGCCAGACCGAACCGGGCUACUCGGCAGGGAACAAGAAGUGUCGGUGGAAAUUGGAGGAACUUAUUUGUGUCAACGCGCCGACAAAACAUGGCAUGCCGCCGAAGUCAUUCAGUCCCGACUCAAUGAGCAGGAAGGAAGAGAGGAGUUCUACGUGCACUACGUGGGAUUCAACAGACGUCUGGACGAGUGGGUAGGCAAGGCUCGCCUGGCGCUCACCAAGACGGUGAAGGACGCUGUGAGGAAGAGCGUGGAGAUCGGCGGCGUGGGCGACCUCGGAGAACAACCUGAGCGCAAGAUCACGCGCAACCAAAAACGCAAACAUGACGAGAUCAACCACGUGCAGAAGACGUACGCCGAGAUGGACCCGACCACGGCCGCACUGGAGAAGGAACACGAGGCGAUCACCAAAGUCAAAUACGUGGACAAGAUUCAGAUCGGAAACUUUGAAAUCGACGCUUGGUACUUCUCGCCGUUCCCCGAAGACUACGGCAAGCAGCCCAAACUUUGGAUCUGCGAGUACUGCCUGAAGUACAUGAAGUACGAGAAGACCUUCAGACACCACCUGUCCCACUGCCAGUGGAAGCAGCCUCCAGGCAAAGAGAUCUACAGGAGAAGCAACAUCUCCGUGUACGAGGUGGAUGGACGUGACCACAAGAUCUACUGUCAGAACUUGUGUCUGCUGGCCAAGCUCUUCCUGGACCACAAGACUCUGUACUUUGACGUGGAGCCCUUCAUCUUCUACAUCCUCACCGAGGUCAACAAACAAGGAGCGCACAUCGUUGGCUACUUCUCCAAAGAGAAAGAGUCUCCGGACGGGAACAACGUGGCGUGUAUUCUCACGCUGCCGCCUUACCAACGCCGAGGCUACGGGAAGUUCCUCAUCGCCUUCAGCUACGAGCUGUCCAAGCUUGAGAGUGCGGUGGGUUCCCCCGAGAAGCCCCUGUCAGAUCUGGGCAAGCUGAGUUACAGAAGCUACUGGUCCUGGGUUCUUCUGGAGAUCCUACGAGAUUUCCGAGGAACGCUUUCCAUCAAAGACCUCAGCCAGAUGACCAGCAUCACGCAGAGCGACAUCAUCAGCACGCUGCAGUCGCUCAACAUGGUCAAGUACUGGAAAGGUCAGCACGUCAUCUGCGUCACGCCCAAACUGGUGGAGGAGCACCUCAAGAGCGCCCAGUACAAGAAACCGCCCAUCACAGUGGACACCAUGAGCUUGAAGUGGGCACCUCCCAAGAACAAACAGGCCAAGUUGUCCAAGAAGUGAGGGGGGGCGGAGCCACGCACAUGACAUCACUUCCUGUCGCAUGUAAAUAAGUUGUUAUUUUCUUAAAUAAAGACAUUUUCUUUAAAACAA